AUGGAAGCUAUCAUCAACUCUCAGCUUUUGUACCCGAGUCUGGGCCUGGCGAGUUUAAUUCUCGUUCUGCGAGCCAUUCUGGUGGUUUCCGGUGUGCCAAAGCCUGUCAAUUUUCACGCCUGGGAUCCGUUCCGACGCAAAGCCAACCAGGAGUUUGAGGCCGACGCCUCAGGGCUGAUUGCCAAAGGUCUCAAGAAGGAUGGCUCUUCGUUCCGACUCGCGACCAAAAUGGGAACUUAUCUGGUCCUAGCCGACCGAUACGCUGAGGAAAUCAGAAAUGAUGAGCGAUUCAGUGCAUACGAUGCGCUUGUCGAUGUCAUUCUGUUAGAAUUGCCGGGCUUUGAAACUUCAUUUCAGGGCUCAUUACACAACCAUGUCUCACCCAUUGCGGUUCAGGCGUUGAACAAGGAGCUACUGCACUUGACGCAGCCUCUCUCCGAUGAAGCCAGCAAUUUCCUGCGUACUCGGUGGUCGGAUGUGCCUGAUUGGCAGAUCGUAGACAUUCGCGAGACAGUGUUGGGUCUCGUGGCCCAGAUGACCACACGCGCCCUGAUCGGGCCUGAGCUUAGCUGCCACGCUGAAUGGCUCGAUAUCGCCAUCAGCUUCACAACUAACCGGGCGAUUGCCGUUGCUGCCAUUCAAGGCUGGCCUCGCCUCCUCCAGCCGAUGGUUCACUGGUUUCUCAGUCCCUGUCGUGCGGUGCGGAAGCAGAUUCGGCGCGCAAAGGGCAUACUCUUGCCUGUCCUACGACAAAAAAUGGGUCAGAACGAGGUGGACCCGUCUUCAUCCUCAUCACCUACGUCAAUCAAGCAGGACUUCUCCACAUUGACAUUUAUUGACCGAUAUGCCCAGGGCAAGCGCUACGAUGCCACACUAGCCCAGCUGCGGCUGAUUGCCGUCUCCGUUCUGACCACAGCAGAUCUGGUGGAGAAGGUAGUCGCACGGCUUCUUGAGUAUCCGGAGCUGAUCGAACCGUUGCGCGAAGAAGUCAUUGCCGUCUUAACUAUGACACAUCAAGGCAUGCAUCGCAAUAGUCUCAUGAAGCUCACGCUGAUGGAAAGCGUGAUGAGGGAGAGCCAGAGACUCGAGCCUGCUACUCUCAUAUCGAUGUUUCGCGUGGCCAAGAAAACAGUCAUUUUGCAAGAUGGCACAGUCGUGCCCCGAGGCACUAAUCUCGCCUUUGCAAACGACUCGCGGCUCGACCCCACCAUGUAUCCAAAUCCCGAGCGUUUCGAUGGCUACCGAUUCCAAAGGAUGCGUGAAGAUCCAAGUACUGCCGGGUUGGCCCCCUUCACCAGGACGCGGAUGAGUCACCUGGCCUUUGGACACGGUAAACAUGCCUGUCCGGGGCGAUUUCUAUCGUGCGACGAGGCCAAGCUGAUUUUAUGCCAUAUUCUGCUCAAAUAUGACAUCAGGGCACCUGAGUCGGGAAAUGAUGCGGGGAUCUCAGUGUACGGUAUGUUUGUGCAGAGGAAGCCGGGAGAGAAGAUGGAGGUAAAGAUGCGUCAGAUGGAGCCGGGUGUAGCGGAGAUUUUGCGGUAG
Molecule: messenger RNA, 1542 nt
Organism: Penicillium oxalicum
Lineage: Eukaryota; Fungi; Ascomycota; Eurotiomycetes; Eurotiales; Aspergillaceae
Gene: ftmG
Product: cytochrome P450 monooxygenase ftmG
Exons: 6
Coding region: 1-1542 (513 amino acids)
Molecular function (GO): iron ion binding; monooxygenase activity; oxidoreductase activity, acting on paired donors, with incorporation or reduction of molecular oxygen
Source: RefSeq, a predicted model, not a curated record